Molecule: messenger RNA, 874 nt
Organism: Stylophora pistillata
Lineage: Eukaryota; Metazoa; Cnidaria; Anthozoa; Scleractinia; Pocilloporidae
Source: RefSeq, a predicted model, not a curated record
GUUCUCUUACGUUUGCAAUUACUUGGAGGCGCUCUGAGCUUUAGAAUCAGAAGAAACGAGUAUAAGUGAGGAAACCCAAAGAUGAGCUCAAUUAUUUUGUCCAUGCUGUUGCUUGGUGUAUGUCUUUACCCGUUAGUUGCACACGGUUCCUCCCCGAAUAAAUGUUACGAAUGCUUCGCGCAUGCAUCCUGGGAAGACUGCUUCAACAAAACAAUUUUAAGAACUUGUGAACGGGGUGAUGAUAUGUGCAUAAAAGGGAAGAUCUCAUUCUCAAAAAACUCUAAGACAGAUCACAUAUUCUUCAAAACCUGCGCAAAUGGGAACGAAUGUACGACCUACGAGAAAGAUGGAACCCAGGUCCCUUCAUGUCAGGAUAAAAAGAGGCAGGGUUACUCAGUCGAGUGCUCUUUCACGUGCUGUAAAGAUGAUAAGUGUAAUGCUGCUGCGUAUGGACAAAGGGUCAGCGGUCUAGUGUUGUUAGUGUUGUUCGUACUAACUGUUAAAAAGUUAAUAUGACCACAGUUAACAAAAACAAUCUUGUGUCAUCUCACGGCAAAAAUACUACGGAAAUAUUCAUAGAGAAGUCCAUUUUUUUAUUCAGAACACACAGGAAUAUCUGCACAUUACAACCUGGAAACAGCUAAGAUAGAUUGCAAAACAAGCAAAGGUUACACACUUCAUAUUGUGUAAUUAUAUGCGAUCCUGUCUUAGGAAGAAUUCUAGUGUCUAACAAGAGGUAAAAAAAAAAAAAAACAAAGAAAUGUUACUGGGCGUCUAAACCCCUUCUACCCUUCCACUGGAUCUGCCGUGCAAUUUAGAGUUUGGGUUACAUCUUGUAAAUUAGAAGUGUACAUUUCAUCCUCUACCGUGUUAA